AUGAUUAUAACGAUAAUUCCCUUUCUUCUUGUUUUUCUACCGGGUAAACACUGCGGAGAUCUCGAAAUUUCGGAAAGGGAGCGGCAAGGUAUUCAAAUGUUGGAGCAGAUUAAGGGUCAGCGCUUGACAGCUGGACAUCCACAAUUCUUCGAUCGAAAUCUGGAACUUAAUGCGAGUUUUCCUGCGUAUAUCUACGGAAAGGACUCCAUAAACCUGUGGAUUCACUGGAUGAGCUCACUACCACCGCUCCUUAACUGCUAUCUUAUCGUCGAUGGGCUUCUCAGCGGCGAAAUCGCUUCUACGGAUCUGACGAAUCAGCUAUUAGAUCGGGAUAUCGAUUUUGAUAGGAUUUCAAGUUUCUACAAAACAAAAUCUAUUGGCGGAUGGGAUGAGCAGAGAGCUUUCGAGGAGAUUGUCGGGAAAAGGAAGAACACUAAAGUUUAUAAGGAUAGAGAAGAAGCUGUAAAUUUACUUAAGAAGCUCCCACAUCUUCAACUACAGCGAGAAUCACUGAAAAAGAUCACCACCUCGCUGGAUGCUUUUUUGCAUUUAUUUCAUGAUCUCCAAUCUCUCAUGAAACCAAAAUACGGAUGGGAGGCAACAUGGGGCCUGAAAAAUCGCCUGAAAAAUUUCCGUGAUUUUCUCUCGCCACUCAAUGAUCUAGCUCCCAGUCCUACUGCGAUUUCCGAGGAGAAUUUGCAAAAACUGAAAAAAUGGUUUGAAGAACGGAACUAUGAAACGGUCGAAGAGGUUGGCGCCUACUACAGAAAUUUCUUUCCGGAACGAGCCAAGAAAGAAUUCGCAUUGCUCCAUCAAGAUCCAUUUUAUCUCUUCAAACUCGCUACGACUAUAAUGAAAAAUGAAAGUAAAAGUGUUCGAGACUUCUUGUCAGUGGGAAGACUGAACAAUUUCGAAGCGGCGUUGAGUGAUUUAGAAAUGAUUCGCGACACCAAUACGACACUGGGGCUUUCAAAUUGGGUGCGAAAUGUCAGGGACGUUAUUCGUAGUAUUCAAUCCUCGGAUACGCAUUCUUCCAGGCCAUCAGGCAAUUUUCUUUUGGGUCUCCCUAAACGAGAAGAAAGUAUUCGAGAGUCCAUAAAAGAGCAGAGCAAUUAUUGGAUAAAAAGCGUUUCUGGCAAAGGAUCAAUUCAAUUCCUGCAUCCAUUGAAUAAGUUUUUGGAAUACUAUGUGGAAUUCGAAUUUGCGAUGCAAAAAAUCCUAAACAACACGGAAAAAUAUCAUAAAAAUAUCGAAUAUAUCGAUAAAUAUCUAUCAGAAGUUAAUCAAAUUCGGGAAAAUCUGCCAAAGGAUAACCUCAACAGCAUUGUUGAGAGCUUCUCGGAAUGUUUGAAAACUUUCAAGAGCCCUGAGCAGCUGGACGCUGCGCAUGAAACCAUUUCUAUGUAUCGCUCCGGUUUUGAAGAGCUAAACAAGACACUUGUACACACCGCACAGCCUUGCAUUACGUUAAGACGUUGCGGAGACGAGCGUAUUCUCGAAGCAUUCAAACAUCAAACCGAUCAAAAUAUCGUGGAAACUCUUCAAAAAACACUGUAGUAUAUAGAUUUCGAUAACCUGACGAUGAUGAUAGAUGAUAUCGAAAAGUUUCCCGAGAAUUUUUGUAUGGUACCCUCAAAACUAUACAAAAAAUUUCAAGAAAGAAAAACCAAAUUCGAGGAAAUCUACGCCAGCAUGAUAAACGUUUUAACAAAAAUCAACGAGUCUAACUUCGUAUCCUCAUUGGAAUGUGUUGCUCGAAACGAAAAACACCAACAUAUGCAAUUUCUUGUGGCUAGCUCGGAAGAUGUCUGGAAUUACGGGGAUCUUGAGAAGAUCUGGGAGGCAGUGUACACUCUACAAGAGUUUCUACCAACUGAAGGAAUCGUUGGAGAGUUGCUACGUGCGAAGGAUAUUCUAGGAGAAUUCAAGUUAAACGAGAAAUAUCAGCUUUCGGGGUUCGAGUUGCAAGAUGUUGUGGUUUUGAAGGAAGGACUCGAUGCAAUCAGAGAAUUGGCAAUAUUCUACGAUUUGAAGAGCUCAAUAGACACGCUGGAGCACAAUCUAAAAACGACUGGCUUCAAAAGCGGAGCUGGAGCCGAAACUGACGAGCUUCGAAGUGAUUGGAACGAUAUUUAUCAGAAUUUCAAUAGAUUUCUCGACAACCUCGUGCCACUGGAAUAUCGAUUAUAUUCUCCGCCGAAACGAGAGAAUUUAACAGAUCAUGUCAAGACGAUUAGCAUGAUUAUUACAAUGAAAAAACCAAAUUUUAAAGUUAAAUCAAUUACGGAUCUAUUGAACACUCCGUAUUCUCUCCACCAGCAUGAUAUUGGAAAUUUGAAUCGGCUUCAGCAAUUUUCGGAGGAAUACGAUGGAAAUAUCGGGAAAUUGAUUGCGAUGAGCUCGGUUCUUAUGAAAAUGAACAAUUGGUUCGAAAAAAUUCGGGAAACGAGUGUUGGAGAGGAGAAUCUGGAUCCAAUGGAUUACUGUACUUGUCAGGAGGAUGAAAUUCUCCCGGAAGACCCUUGCUUCAAAGUCUGCGAUAUAACCGAAGAGCUGAAAAUGAUCCAGCAACAAAAAAAUGGGAAAAAGCUAUGGAUUUUUGAGAAAAUACCCACGUGGCAACUCGGAAUUCUCUCGUUCGGCUCGAUUUCCACGAUUUUCAUCCUAAACCACUGGAUUCGGGGAGAUGGUUUUUGA
Molecule: messenger RNA, 2697 nt
Organism: Caenorhabditis elegans
Lineage: Eukaryota; Metazoa; Nematoda; Chromadorea; Rhabditida; Rhabditidae
Source: the annotation of a RefSeq genome assembly